UUGAGUGGAAUUAGGCAAAAUCUCCCGUCAGCGUCGCAGAAACCCUAGCUGUCUUCUUCAGCUCGCGCGCUUAUAUUAAAGCUCAACAAACCCCUGUAUCGCAGUUUCCAGUCUCUCGUCUCAGACGGCGUGAAAAUGUCGAAGCGAGGACGUGGAGGUUCAGCGGGUAACAAAUUUAGGAUGUCGCUGGGUCUGCCAGUGGCGGCCACGGUGAACUGUGCGGAUAACACUGGGGCGAAGAACCUUUACAUCAUUUCCGUGAAGGGAAUCAAGGGGCGCCUGAACCGUUUGCCUUCCGCUUGUGUUGGAGACAUGGUGAUGGCCACUGUGAAGAAGGGGAAACCUGACCUCAGGAAGAAGGUGAUGCCUGCCGUUAUUGUGAGGCAGCGCAAACCGUGGCGCAGAAAGGAUGGGGUGUACAUGUACUUCGAAGAUAAUGCUGGGGUCAUUGUUAAUCCAAAGGGAGAAAUGAAAGGUUCUGCUAUUACUGGUCCUAUUGGAAAGGAGUGUGCCGAUUUAUGGCCGAGGAUUGCAAGUGCAGCGAACGCAAUCGUUUGAGUGUUUGGUUGGUUGGUUUUCAUGAUCAUUAGCAGAUUCACUUUUUGAUAAAGAGUGAUGCGGGUUUUGUUUGCGGUUACGAAUUUUGAUAGGUAUUGUUUUGAUGUAGGACUGUGUUGGAUGGUGUUGAUGUGUCAAUGCUAGCUUCGGAUAUCUGAACAGUUUAAUGCCUUAAGGGACGACUUAUAUUUAGAGAUGUGAUCAAUGUUUAUGAGGAUAUGGUUCUUUCUA
Molecule: messenger RNA, 789 nt
Organism: Rhodamnia argentea
Lineage: Eukaryota; Viridiplantae; Streptophyta; Magnoliopsida; Myrtales; Myrtaceae
Product: 60S ribosomal protein L23
Exons: 4
Coding region: 136-558 (140 amino acids)
Biological process (GO): translation
Cellular component (GO): cytosolic large ribosomal subunit; ribosome
Molecular function (GO): structural constituent of ribosome; large ribosomal subunit rRNA binding
Source: RefSeq, a predicted model, not a curated record